Helianthus annuus (common sunflower) is the source of this 700-nucleotide messenger RNA. RefSeq lists its product as uncharacterized. The transcript is spliced from 2 exons. The record is from RefSeq and is a predicted model, not a curated record. Bases 68 to 700 code for a protein of 210 amino acids. NCBI's taxonomy places the organism in Eukaryota, Viridiplantae, Streptophyta, Magnoliopsida, Asterales, Asteraceae.
GGCGCUUUUAAAAGUAAGUUACUUCCAUUCAGCGGUUUGCUGAUCUAAAACUUGAUCUGUUUUGGAAAUGAAGAAUCAAGAGUUGAUAGAUGUGGUGUUCACUUGGUCUAUUGAUGAUGUACUCAAUAAAGAUCUUAUCAGGAACAAGGUUACCAAAAUCCCACAAAAAUUUUCAUCCUUAACCGAUUACACCAAAUCGUUUAUCGAUCCACUACUCGAAGAAACCCAUGCGCAGUUACUGUCCAGUAUGAACAUAAUCUCUAGAGCAUCUACUCGUGAGAUCAAGGUUAGAUCGGAAACAAAAAAUAUGAAGUUCCCUAAUUACCACUCGUAUACCAUAUCUUUGGAAAACAAGAGUAGAGGUGGAAAUUAUGAGCCUGAGGUGGGAGAUCUCAUUGUGUUGACAAAUGUAAAACCAAGAUGCAUUGAUGACCUCAAGCCUUAUGUCAUUGCUUUGGUCCAAUUUGUCAAUAAUGAAGAUCAUGGCACAUGCCAAGUUAUAUCAUCUAAGCCGAUACCGCUUUCUGGGGAACAAACACAUAAAUUCAUGCGGAUUGCAGUUCAUCUUAUGAACUUGACAACGAAUACGCGUAUCUGGCAAGCUUUGCACCCUAGUUUGGAUGGGAAUAAGAACAUGAAAAUGAUCAAUAAAGUGCUUCAAACUGACUCAGUGGUAAAAAUCCCUUUUCACAUACUUUAA